AUGUCUUUUGAAGAAGACCAAACCUCGGACUUGAAAGUUCUCUGGGAUCACGCAGUUCUCCUGCACGAUCAAUACGAAACCUCGAGCGAUUUGGCUCGCCUAGAGACUGCCAUAGCUGAAUACCGUUUGAUAGCGGCAGCGCACAAUACGGGUGAUGCCACGAGCAUGCCAUCGUGUCGUCUUGUCUUGUCUGCCUUGAGCCGUGCGCUGAUACGUCACUACGAGCGUCUCGGAAAUGGCGAGGACAUCACGGAGGCGGUGUCUCUCCUGCAAGAAACGCUUCCGUUGACGAAAUCGGAUACUGAGAGAGCAGACAUGCUGAUGGACCUGGCGAUAGCUUUGCGCGUGGAGUCCGAUCUCCCGAACAAAGAAUCCGGCCUCGACGAGGCCGUGGCUGUCGGGCGCGAGGCUCUGCUUCUCAGUGUUUCUGACACCCAGCAGCGUGCCAGCGCCCUGAUUACCCUCUCACGGGUCGUCGGAUCCCUAUAUCUUCGACGCAGCUCCGAGGAGUAUCUGGAUGAAUGCUUGUCCCUGGCCAACGAAGGUCUGCAAAUUGCUGCAGAUGACCAUCCUCUGCGAGCGCUGGCGUACUACUCGCUCUCUGUGGGCAUUUUCUGCAAGGUGGAGAAUUCAGGCGUGAUUGCGGAUCUCGAUAAAGGAGAGGAAGCAGCGAAACGCUCGCUGGAUCUACGACCGCCCGGGCAUCCGGACCGCCACAUGAGCUUUCAUGCGUUGAGUAUCAUUGCAGAUCUCAGGUUCCAUAUGACUGGGGAUCUGAUUGAUUUGGACAAAGCCGUUAGCUUUGCAAAGGAAGUCGUCGCUCUGCGUCCUGUGGGCCAUCCCGCGCGUGCAGCGAUACUUACGAACCUUGCUGGACAGGCAUUGUCGCGCUGGCAACGCUCGGAUGACGUUGCCGACUUGGAGUCCGCCUUGAAAUAUGGCCGGGAUGCGGUCGCUCUACAGCCCGAAAUCAAUACGUCUCGCUCCGUCGCUUUGAAUAAUUUGGCCGAGGUCCUACGAUUGCGCUAUCGGCGACUAGGAAAUGCUCAUCUCGAUGAUCUCGACGAGUCCAUCCUCCUGCUAAGAGAAGCUAGCUCCAUGGUCAACCCAGGUCAUUGGUCCUGGACCGGAUCACUCAACAAUCUCAGCGCCGCCCUGAAGGACCGCUACGAGCAAAGGGGGGACCCUGCUGAUCUCGAAGAGAUGGUGAAGCUGGCGCGGGACUCCGUGACGCACGCGGAACCAGGCGAACAUCUGCGCGGGGAUAACAUUUACAACUUGGCUGAUGCGCUUCGUCUCCGAUUCGAGCGCUUUGAGAAUGUGGAGGAUCUAAACGAGGCGAUCGAACUGCUCCGGUCAAUUCAGCGACCCGUCGACCAUCCUACUCGUGCCAACGACCUUGUAUUUCUCGGCGGAAGCUUGUUCAGUCGAUAUCAAAAGCAACAUGAACGCGCAGAUCUGGAUCAAGCUAUUGCCGUGCUCCAACAAGCAAUGAGCUCCUGCGAGCGGAAAGACAUCCUUGUGUAUGCGCUACGCUGGCUUGCACAGGCUCAGGCAACGCGAGCGAUACACUUCCCCAGCCCUGACGGUGUAGAGGUUGCGAGGGCUGUGUUCGAUCGCGCCCUCCAGCACCAUCCUACGGGUCAUAGCGAACGUAUGGAGUGCUUGUUCGCCCGUGCGGAGUUCGAAGUGCAGCUGGAGAAUGACGACUCUCGUCUGCUAGCGCUGAACCUGGCGUACGAAGCGAUCAACGACAACAACGCGCACCCGCAGCAGAGGCUCACACGAGCAUUCCAGCUCUUCGAACGCCUGAGAGAACCAACGUUGGCUAGUUUGCGCAGCGACUCCGAUCUUUCAUCCCGAGUGAUCGAUAUCUACGGCGCCGCCGUCGAGAUGUUGCCUAAAGUCGCCUACUUCGGUAUGGGAAUCGACUCCCGCCUUCGAGCGCUCGGUCGCGCAGGAGCGAUGUGUCCGGACGUCGUGGCUUAUGCAGGUCCAUGCUCUCGCAUGAAUAGGGCCCUAGAGAUUCUCGAAGCAAGUCGGACAGUAUUCUGGACGCAAGCUCUGCGACUCCGCACCUCCUUCGACAACUUACCCAUAGACAUCCGGGAAGAGUUAUCAUCGCUGUCUCGACAGCUUGAGAGGGGGAGUUUUAUAACAUCCACGGGGAGUAGUGCACUCAGUCGACCAUUACUGGACGAACACGAACAAGUCCAACGCAGGAAAGACACCGAGCGGCUGAACAGCCUGAUGGAACAAACACGAUGCACGCCUGGCUUCGAGCGAUGUCUACUGCACGAUGAAUUUUCGACGCUUGCAGAGGCCGCCUCGCAAGGUCCCAUUGUCGUCCUUGUUUCCAGCCCCCUCUCCUGUGACGCAAUCGUCUUACCGAAUCCAGGAAGCAUCCUUCGCGUGGCCUUGCCUUCAGUGACUGAAGGGUGGCUCCAACAAUCUAGCAUUGCCUGGCGGACUAGUACCGCCAGAGCGCGAGGUCAACUACGUGAUGAUAGGUUGUUGUUGAUGAAGCGACCUGUAACAUGCGGCUCCAGAGAAAAGCUGAUCAAGGUGGAAAAUGCAAUCCUCGCAGAACUCUGGGUCAGGGUCGUGGAGCCAAUCAUUCGAGAACUUAAAUUACGGAAAGCAACAGGUCGCGACCGACCACGAUUGUGGUGGUGCUGCAGCGGCGCGUUCUCGUUUCUUCCGGUGCAUGCUGCGACCACACAGAGCGAAUCUUGCUUCGACUACGUGGUCUCGUCCUAUGUUCCGAGCUUGGGGACAUUACUGACCACCCGCAGGACGGCGGAACCCUUGCUCCCCAACGAAGCAAGGGUUCUCCUCGCUGCAGAGCCCUCUCCUCUAGAAGCACAGAUGGUUACUCUCCCUCAUGCAGCGGAAGAGAUCGAGAGAGUUAUCUCGAUUCUGCCAUGUGGUACUUCUGCAGUCCUGCCGUCACCGACCGAGGGUACCGCGGCGACUCAACGAGGAGGUACGACGGUCCAGGAACUCCUGGACAGCCUACCGGACGCAAAUAUCCUCCACCUCGCCUGUCAUGGCUCGCAACGCCAAGGAAAUCCCCUGGAGAGCGCAUUUCAUCUGCGCGACGGCUCGCUCAGUAUUGCUCAGAUUAUGCAGGUACCUUUACCCCGGGCGUUUCUGGCAUUCUUGAGCGCAUGCGAGACCGCCAAGGGAGACACCAUGUAUGCGGAACAGGGGAUACAUCUCGGAGCUGCGAUGUUGUUCGCGGGAUUCAAGUCGGUGGUCGGCACCAUGUGGAGUAUGGAUGAUGUCGACGGUCCGAUCGUCGCCGAAACGGUCUACAAACAUUUGUUCGCAAGCAAAUCUGAGCACCUGGAUCCAAAUGUCAUACCGUAUUCGCUGGAUGCGGCCAUAGGGACGUUACGAGAGGAGGGUGCUCCACCGCACCGAUGGGCUACGUACGUCCAUCUAGGCAUGUAACAGAUCCAACUUGUAGAGUUAUAGCGC
Punctularia strigosozonata HHB-11173 SS5 is the source of this 3483-nucleotide messenger RNA. RefSeq lists its product as uncharacterized. Gene Ontology annotation, molecular function: protein binding. NCBI's taxonomy places the organism in Eukaryota, Fungi, Basidiomycota, Agaricomycetes, Corticiales, Punctulariaceae. Bases 1 to 3456 code for a protein of 1151 amino acids. The record is from RefSeq and is a predicted model, not a curated record. The transcript is spliced from 6 exons.